AUGCAAGAUCAGGCAAAUACAUCGUACAAUGUGGAUGCUAUUCCGACAGAACGCACACCCACCCGACGGCCAGAUAUGAAGCGGAAGUUAGUCGUAGUUGGGGAUGGUGGAUGCGGAAAGACAUGCUUGCUUAUCGUGUACGCCGAGAACCGCUUUCCUGAGGCCUACGUGCCGACAGUAUUCGAGAACUAUGUGACAAUCGUUCCGUUCGAGGGAAAGUCUGUAGAACUUGCUCUAUGGGAUACCGCCGGUCAAGAGGAGUAUGAUAGGCUACGACCGCUGAGUUACCCGGAAAGCGACGUAAUCUUGAUCGUAUUUUCAAUUGACUUCCCAGUUAGUCUGGCGAACGUUCAGGACAAGUGGUAUCCUGAAGUUGCCCACUUUUGCGAGAACACCCCAUUACUUCUAGUUGCAACCAAGACCGAUCUUAGGGCAGACGAACAGACCCGACGCAUGCUCAGCGCACAAGGUCAAACCCCUGUUACGCCUGAACAAGGCGGAGCAGUGGCAAGGGAGAUUGGGGCUAGGUACAUGGAAUGUUCAGCAAAGUCAGGUCAAGGUGUCCAAGAUGUGUUUAAUGCGGCUCUCAAAGAAAGUAUGAAGGGUCGGUGGGGGAAGAAACUGCGUAACAAGAAUCGUUGUGUAGUACUUUAG
This is a messenger RNA of Rhizoctonia solani, 654 nucleotides long. RefSeq names its product small guanosine triphosphatase family (GTPase)-like Ras family protein. The record is from RefSeq and is a predicted model, not a curated record. NCBI's taxonomy places the organism in Eukaryota, Fungi, Basidiomycota, Agaricomycetes, Cantharellales, Ceratobasidiaceae. Gene Ontology annotation, molecular function: GTPase activity; GTP binding. Gene Ontology annotation, biological process: small GTPase-mediated signal transduction. The transcript is spliced from 3 exons. The coding region runs from base 1 to 654 and encodes 217 amino acids.